Elaeis guineensis (African oil palm) is the source of this 2407-nucleotide messenger RNA. RefSeq names its product protein DMR6-LIKE OXYGENASE 2. NCBI's taxonomy places the organism in Eukaryota, Viridiplantae, Streptophyta, Magnoliopsida, Arecales, Arecaceae. The record is from RefSeq and is a predicted model, not a curated record.
CCGGAGCUCCGGCCCAUCAUUCGACCAGGCACCGGCGGCGGCGUCCCAGGAGGAGUGGGAAAAACUGGGCGCGGCGAGUGAUGGCGGUGUUUUCUGGGCUUUGCGAUCUUAUAACCGGUUCUCUCCUCUCCUUCAUCGAAUCGAAGCCCUUCCCACUGACGAAAGAAUCCGAGAAGGAUCUACUCCUCUCUCUUUCUCGAGUUUUUAAGGAAAUUCAGCGAUGGGGGGAAGAGUUCCGCGAUGAAUCUGAGCAGGGAGCUCUAGGAAAUUCUCUUAUUCAUCACAAUUGUCUUAUGCACUUGGAGCGACAUUUUGGGUGUGAUAAUGAUUGUUUAGCUAAUGCUAUUUCCACAAUGGUCAUUUUUCUAGGUGUUGACAGCACAUUUGUUCAACACUUGACUGGGAAUGUUCUUGUUGCUGUAUCCAAUUUUUUAACUAAAUUUGGGAGCAAAUGGGUUAAGUUUAUUCACUUGUUAUGGAUCACCCUAGAAGUGGCAAUGUCAAGUGUUAGUGGUUGCACAUUCUUAAGUUCACCUAUUGGAUCUGUAAUAUGCACAAAUGAAAGCUUGAUUUAUCAGAAUUGUUCUAUGAAAAAUGAGAUGUCUAGAACUGAAGACUCAGUACUUGAUGUCACAUCCUUCACUGCACUUAUACAAUCAAAAAUUGUUAAUGGAAACUGGCAUUUAGUGGCCAAAAACCUUUUUGGAAUUCUACGUACCAUAUUGAAAUUCUUGAAGCAUGAAACUUGUGACCUUGAAGGAGUAUUCAAGCAUGUUGCUGUUUCAUCUCUUCUAAAGAUGCCUUGGGAUUUGUUUGGCGAAAUCCUUGUCAGCAGCAGUUUGGCUUCAAGGCAGAUGAGCUCUGGCAUGGAUGAAGUACAUGACAGGAAAAAUGGUUUGUCAGGGUCAAGAUACAUUCUUUCAGGGGUUAUCCUUCAGAUGUUCUGUUCCCUAGUGGAGAGAGAAGAUUCAGCAGAUGGCAGUGAUGAUUCCUCUGGGGAGCUUGCAUUAUAUUCCAAAUUCAGUAACCUUGUCCUCAAACUCUUGCCUUGUUUCUCCGAGCACCAGGAAUGUAAUGACAAGUGCCUUUCUCAGUAUUUGAGACACAAACUUCUGAUGCUAAUGACUAGGCUUAUCUUUUAUGCGAGGUGGCAAAGAUCUGAUCUUGCUUUAUGGCUAAAGUUACUUAGGAACUAUUUUGAAGAUCUAAUUUAUGAACCUAUCUCAGGAUUUGAUAUUGGUCUUGAAAAUUUUCUGGAAGGAUCUCCAUUUUUGUCUAGUACUGCUUGUGUAGACAAGAUGCAUAAUUCAAGCACCAGACACUUGAGGAGACGGGCAAUUCUCCUGUUUUUCAAAUGUUGUUUUUCAUUGGACCGCAUUAGCAAUGAACAUGGUGACAAAUGUUCAUGUGCAAAAGAAACUUCUUUUUUCUCUUACAAGUUGCAACUCUGCAGUGAAAAUUGCUGCAAUAUGGGUUUUUCAGAGCUUUCAAAGUGGCUUGAUAGGUGUGCUUGCAUAGAGAAGUUUGUGGAUUAUGAGAAUUACUCAAAAUCAUGCAGUAGUUUUGCUUUAUCCUUUCUGCAACUUUAUAUGGAGGAGGAUGAUAUGUUAUUUGAUAUGCUUUUGCAGCUGAUGGAUGCUCCAUUCAUUAACUUGCAAAUACAGAGCAAUGAAAAGGAAACAUCUUUUGAGGAGAUGAAAAGAGACAUUCUUUUUCAUAUUUCAAGUAUUUUUAACCCCAUUCACCUUUUCCAUCUGGUCCUUUUAUUGUUACACUAUGAUCACUUGGUGCUUGUUGAUUAUCUUAUAUCAAAAGACACAGGAAUUCAUUUUGUGCAAUAUCUUUUGAGGUGUUUACGUAAAAUUUGCACAUCUUGGCAUAUUUUUGUGGAAUUUUCAAUAUGCAAAAGUGAAAUUAGCCGGCCAUGUCACAAGAGAAGAAAGAUCUCUACGUAUAAGGAGAGCUGUAAUUCAAAGUCAGGGCCUUCUUCCUCAUCAUUUAUGAUGAUUAGGGGAUCUCAUGCAAGAAGACACAAAGUUGGCUGCAAAGCUAAGUGCAACAAUCUGCAGACUUUCGAAAAUGCUGCAAAUUGUUUGCUUUCUCUAAAGAAAAUAGUGGAAGAUCUUCAUCAGAAGAAUUUGUUUCCAUACAACCCAAAGCCACUACUUAGAAGCUUUGCUAGAUUUGAGGAGCUUUGCAAACAAUAGAAAGCAUAUUUGGACAUCACCCAUGAUGUAUCUGUCUUCUGGCAGAAAUAUAAUUCUCCUGUUGUAAUAGUUCGCCUGUCACAUGCACAUCCAAGGAUUUGACAGGGCGCUAACUAUACAAUUAUUAUGGAAUUUGAAGUUCUUUGGAUUCUGAGUCUGACAAGGGCUAGUUGGAUGGAUGAUUUAGCUGUCAGAGAAUG